Molecule: messenger RNA, 2394 nt
Organism: Scleropages formosus (Asian bonytongue)
Lineage: Eukaryota; Metazoa; Chordata; Actinopteri; Osteoglossiformes; Osteoglossidae
Product: ras and Rab interactor 2-like
Exons: 11
Coding region: 151-2394 (747 amino acids)
Biological process (GO): vesicle-mediated transport
Cellular component (GO): cytosol; endocytic vesicle
Molecular function (GO): guanyl-nucleotide exchange factor activity; small GTPase binding
Source: RefSeq, a predicted model, not a curated record
UGAGGCUCGGAUUGCUGUGCAAAUCAUUAUUCGACAUGACGAAAAACGUUACGAGUUAACGAACACUGGCAGCAUAUACAUCCCAUGGGUCCAGCGUCGAAUUCUUCAAUAUAUUCACUGGUAAUUUUUUAGGGAGAACGUCAUCAUAAGAUGCAGGUUCCAUGUGUGUGUCCAUCACGUGGCUUGAGGAGCUUCAGCGUGCUGGACCGUCUGCUACUCACUCACCCAGUCUGGCUUCAGCUAUCUGUCAAUUCUGACUCUGCCCUGAAGAUCCUGCAAAGAGAGCCCCCCGGGGCCUUCCUUGUCUGCAAGUCUGUGCUAACCCAGAAGGUCCUGUGUAUGCGGCUGACAGAUGAAAGUGCUCCUUCCACCAUCAGGCAGUGCAUAAUAUGUGAGGAGGAUUCCACUUUCUUCCUGGAGGGCUCAGCUAUCAGCUUCCCUGACCUCUGCCGACUCGUGGCUUUCUAUUGCAUCAGCCGGGACGUGUUGCCCUUUCACCUUGAGCUCCCUGAAGCUAUUGCCAAAGCCUCAUCUCAUGUACAGCUUGAGUCCAUUUCACACAUGGGAAUAGAGUUUUGGAGCUCUUACCUAAAUAACAAACAACCAACAGUGGAGCAGCUGGCACCCCCGGGCCCAGCCCCUACUGACUGUUCCGCUGCUCUGGAAGCACCAGGCACAUCACUAGAGCUGUGUCUGCAUCACGUGCACAACAACCAGGAGGUGUUGUGUUUCAUCAACCCACUCUUCCUGCAGCAGCAGCAGCGGAGUCGUAGUGCACUACACAAACGCCAUCGCUUCAAGCGCAGCCUGAGGGUGCGCGUCUCCACGGAGACCUCCUGUAACUUGUCCCCACCAGCAUCCCCACCUCCACCGAUGUUACCAUCUAGCGGCCAGGAGGACUUGGAAUGUAUGAAAAAGAAGGCCAGCACUGCAGGUCCUCCCCUCAGAAGAACCCCAGCCCUUUCCCCUACCUCUGAAGAAGAAGAUUAUCUGAUACCUGGUCCAACUAUGGGUGAUGAGGUGCUCGGUCAAGAGGACGAGGGUAUGACGGAUGCCUGCUUACUGCUUGAGCGACGUCGUGCCCCCUCUUUAUCUGAGCUUGACAGCAGUAGCUCCUUCAGCAGUCUUGAAGAGGUUGAGGACCAUUCAGCAGCCAAAGCCAAGCCACACCAACACACCUCUACCCUCAAGAAGGCCAGUGCUGCCUUUGUGUCGCUCUUUGCUCCUGAGAAACGGGUUGCUCAGCUGGUGGAAGAACUGUCUCAGGACCGCCGUUCUGCCUUUGGCUCACUGGUGCAGGACUUCUUACGGAGGCAGGAAGAAGAGCUGAAGUCUGCAAGGUGUCCGGCGUCAUCAGCAAUGCUCUUGCAGGGCCUGCGACUCUUCCUUUCUCAGGCUAAGGAUUUUCUGCUGGACUGUGGGGAGUUGGAGCCUCCCAUCGAGACCCUUGUGCCAGAGAAUGAGAAAGAUCUUGCACUCGAGAAGGCUAUGUUUGGCUGUGUACUGAAACCACUGAAGGCACAGCUGAACCAGACCCUGCUGGCACUGCAUGCCCAGGACGGGUCCACUCAGCGGAUGGUCGACAGUCUGCGUGCCGGCCAGGAGAGGACACUGGAACGUUUCGGAGUGUGUGUGGGCGUGCCGGAUGCCCAUGGCAUGGAGAGAGUGCGUCAAAAGCUGGUCCUCAUGCAGCGUGCCUACUCCCCCAUAGACAAAGUGGUGCUGCUCCUUCAGGUGUGCAAGUGUGUCUACAAGGCCAUGGGAAGCCCAGCGCAAGGAUUUGGGACGAAGGACUUCCUCCCAGCUCUGUCCUAUGUCAUUGUGCUGUGCAAUAUUCCAGAGCUGCUGCUUGAAGUGGAGUACAUGAUGGAGCUUUUGGAACCCACCUGGCUGACUGGGGAAGGAGGCUACUAUCUUACUAGCGUCUAUGCCAGCCUGUGCUGGAUCCAGAGUAAGCCAGAAAGUGGGGUUCCAGGGAAUUUAACAGAUAAGGCACAAGAGUCCUUGAGAGAAUGGAGUCAGCGCCGCAUCCAAGAGGCCCAGAAUCAGAAAGAAGCCCAGCAAAAUCAGAGGUUUGUGCGAGUGCUGUUCCAAAACAGCGAACACAGUGCUGUGAGGACCGUGCUCUGGAAGAUGGGCGAUAAUGGAGAUGCUUUGGCUCAGCUCUGCGCUGUCAAGUUUGCGGUGACUGAUCCUGAGCACUAUGCCCUCUACUGGAGCAGUGGUGGGGAGAUGCAACCGGUGCCCCCCCAGGCUCAGCUCCAGGACCUGCCUGCCACAAGUGGACGUACCCCCACCCUAAUCUUCCUCCGCUGCGACCAAGACUUGAGCAAAAUGCGGAAGCUUACCAGAGGCAGUGCCGUGGACCUGGGAGAGUCCGUGUGUGAAGAGUAG